This is a messenger RNA of Cannabis sativa, 600 nucleotides long. Its product is annotated as secreted RxLR effector protein 161-like. The transcript has a single exon. Bases 1 to 600 code for a protein of 199 amino acids. NCBI's taxonomy places the organism in Eukaryota, Viridiplantae, Streptophyta, Magnoliopsida, Rosales, Cannabaceae. The record is from RefSeq and is a predicted model, not a curated record.
AUGGAAGACCUUGGCGAUGCUUCUUAUGUGCUUGGGAUUCAAAUCCUUCAAGAUAGGGCCAAUGGAAUUCUUCUUUUGUCUCAGAAAACUUACAUUGAUCGGAUCUUGAAAAGAUUCAACAUGCAUUCAUGUUCUUCUGGGAAGGCACCGAUAGUGAAGGGUGACAAGUUCUCAAAGGCCCAAUGUUCACAAAAUGAUAAAGAGAGAGAUGAAAUAAAAGUUGUUCCUUAUGCGUCACUGUUUGGUAGCCUUAUGUAUGCUCAAGUAUGCACACGCCCUGAUAUUGAUGUUGUUGUUGGCGUGUUGGGUAGGUACUUGAGUGAUCCCGGACUUAGCCAUUGGAAAGCGACUAAGAAGGUCAAGCGGUAUCUUCAGGGUACCAAAGAUAAUAUGUUGACCUAUUGGCGAGCUGACACUCUGGAUAUAGUUAGGUUCAGUGACGCUGAUCAUGCGAGAUGCGUGGACGAUAAAAGGUCCACUUCAGGCUACAUUUAUAUGAUGGUUGGAGGAGCUGUAUCGUGGAAAAGUGUCAAGCAGACACUCACAGCUUCAUCCACAAUGGAGGCAGAGUAUAUGGCAUGUUAUGAGGCUACUUGUUAA